AUGGGUCUGUUCAUCACUGGCAUCCUCUCUCUGGACUGUAACUUACUCAAUGUUCGCCUGAGGAGAGUCACCUGGCAGAAUCUGAGACUUCUGAGGAGGAUGAGCAAUUCAUUUCCUAUAGAGUGUCUACAAGAAAGCAAAGCUUUCAAGUUGCCCCAAGAGAUCCUUCCACACAGCCAGCCUCUGAAGAGGAACAUCAAGGAGGCCUUCUACGAAAUGGCCAGACAAGCCUUCCACAUCUUCACUCAAGACACGUUCAAACCCACUUGGGAAGAGACACACCUAGGCCAAGUCCAGGUCGGACUUGAUCACCAGCUGCGGUACCUGGAGCAAUGCUUGGAAGAAGAGGAGGAUGGAAAUGAAGACACAGGAGAGAGGGAAACGCCUCUCUCAGCCAGAAAGGAGACCCUCAGGAGACCCUCAGGAGCUCCGGUCCUCCAGCCAGGCAACCUAGAACUGAGGAGAUAUUUCAACAGGAUAGACAGGUUCCUCAAAGAUAAGAAACGCAGUCCCUGUGCCUGGGAGAUUGUCUGA
Messenger RNA from Cervus elaphus (red deer), 534 nucleotides. It is a transcript of the gene IFNK, whose product is annotated as interferon kappa. Gene Ontology annotation, biological process: cytokine-mediated signaling pathway; adaptive immune response; B cell differentiation. The record is from RefSeq and is a predicted model, not a curated record. Gene Ontology annotation, molecular function: type I interferon receptor binding; cytokine activity. Lineage: Eukaryota; Metazoa; Chordata; Mammalia; Artiodactyla; Cervidae. The coding region runs from base 1 to 534 and encodes 177 amino acids. The transcript has a single exon. Gene Ontology annotation, cellular component: extracellular region.